GUUGAACUCGUCUAAAUUGUGACGUCAUCAACCCGGAAGUCAAUCACCUCGCGUCUGUUUUCGUGAUGGCGUGCCUCUAGGGUUCGGUCCCGCCUUUUCUGUUUUGGUUUGUAUCUGUGCAGAUAAAAAAACACAAUAGCCCGAUGUCUGGGAUAGAACUGAAGCCUGUGGAGGGCGGCAGUCCCAUUUUGCUCCCGCUUGGCGAGACUAUCGUCGGGAGGGGGCCAUUUCUGGGGGUUACAGACAAGCGUGUGUCCAGGUCUCAUGGCAUCCUGGAUGUGUCCAGUGGGCAGCUGAAGCUCAAACCAAUCCAUGUCAACCCUUGCUUCUUCAAGUCAGUUGGAGGAGAGAGUCUUCAGCCGUUACCUAAGGACCAGUGGAAGGAGCUGCAGCAUGGGGACCAGUUUGCUCUCUUACCAAACGCCUUUGUGUUCGAGGUCAUCAUCUCAGACACCUUCAGAAAGUCAACAACAGCUAGCAGUGCUGGCACAUACAUUGAUGAAACUGCCAAAGUGGAAGAAGAAGUUACAAGCCCAGCAAAGCAAGAGAAAGAAGACAGCAAAAGUACCAAGGAUCUUCCGAUGAGAACUCCCAUUAAGGAAGACAAGAAGCCAGAAGACACUGGAGACGAUACCCGUAACAAUACAGAAAACCUCUCCACAACCAAUGGAGCUGCAGAAAACCAAGAAGAGAGAAAAAAGCAGCCCAGUCCUGUCAUUCCUGAUGCGACACCUUCACAGCAGAAAGCAAAAACAACACAAGUAGGCGACAGAGAAGUGGCCUUGCCGCUGGACAGAAAACGGAAGCUUCCAGAGUGGAUGGAGAGACUUCCACCUGUCGCUGGAACUGAGGGCUCCGCUGAUGUGGAGGUCGCAAGUACGCCCUCUAAACGAGGUGGCGCUGGACGGGGACGUGGUAGAGGUCGCGGUAGAGGUCGCGGCAGGGGGAGGGGCAGACCCCCACGGGACUUGAGUGGGAGUGAGGGGGAGGAGGCCCCCACCCCAGCAAAGAAGAGGGGUGGUUCUGCGGGCAGGGGGAGGGGCAGGGGAAGGGGGCGGGGUAGGGGACGAAGCAAAGUGAGGGACGUGAGUGAGAGUGAGGAAGAAGACCUGGAAAUGGAGGAGGAUGAGCCUUCUUCUGUCAGAAGGACCACCAGUAGGACUCCAAAGAAGCGAGUUGCUGAUGAGGAGUGGGUGAUGAGUGGUGAGGAGGAGGAGGAGGAAGAGGAGGAAGACAUGUCAGAUGAUAAGGAGGACAGUGACUGGGAGGAGGAGGAAAAGAAGAGAAAGGUGAUGCACAAAUUUUAGGCAAAAUAAGACUUU
Molecule: messenger RNA, 1322 nt
Organism: Branchiostoma floridae (Florida lancelet)
Lineage: Eukaryota; Metazoa; Chordata; Leptocardii; Amphioxiformes; Branchiostomatidae
Product: myoneurin-like
Exons: 8
Coding region: 144-1307 (387 amino acids)
Biological process (GO): double-strand break repair
Cellular component (GO): nucleus; site of double-strand break
Molecular function (GO): DNA-(apurinic or apyrimidinic site) endonuclease activity; protein binding; 3'-5' exonuclease activity
Source: RefSeq, a predicted model, not a curated record